Molecule: messenger RNA, 942 nt
Organism: Kalmanozyma brasiliensis GHG001
Lineage: Eukaryota; Fungi; Basidiomycota; Ustilaginomycetes; Ustilaginales
Product: Alpha/beta hydrolase fold-3
Exons: 1
Coding region: 1-942 (313 amino acids)
Molecular function (GO): hydrolase activity
Source: RefSeq, a predicted model, not a curated record
AUGGGACACAGCAUCCUUUCGCCGUGGUACUGGCUUCUCAAGCUCGCCGCGACCUUCUUCCGCGGCACGGUCUACCUUCGUCGUGGCACAGAGCGGUAUCUGCGCAACCGGCCACUUCCGUCGUCCAUCACGCGCGAGGUGUUGCGCGUUCCAUCGCGGGACAAGGGCCGAUCGAUCGGUGUCGACCUCUACCGGCCCGCUGGUGGUGCUGCGUCAUCGACUUUGCCCGUGAUUGUCAACUGGCACGGCAGCGGCUAUCUCAUCCCAAGCUGGGGCGAGGACCGCGAAUACAUCGUUCAGGCGGUCAAGGCGCUCGGCUGCAUCGUGCUAGACUGCGACUACCGUAAAGGCCCUGAAUAUCCCUAUCCCUCUGGUCACAACGAUGCAGAGGACGUGGUCAAGUGGGUGCUCUCGCAAAGCGAUCGAUUCGAUGUGACCAAGGUGGCUCUGUCCGGGUUCAGUGCUGGUGCAGCCCUGGCUCUCACGUCGGGAAACAAGUUUGGUCCGCAGAGGAUCAGCGCCGUAUCGUGCCUCUACCCACCCGUCGACGUCGCACCCACCCCGCCCGAGCGCCCCACACCCUACCAGCCGAGGAGCGGCAUCCAUCUCAAACCCGCAAUCGUCGGUCUGUUCAACAGCAGCUACGUGCCCAUCCUCUCCACUCGCCAGGAACCCAAGUUCAGAAUCCGAGGCCUCGACACGAGUCGCUUCCCCAACAGACUCUUCAUCGCUUGUGGCGACGUCGACCUUCUCCACAACACAGCGCACAAGUACUUCGAAGAGGUCAAGCACACCGAGAAGGACAAGAGGAUCACCUGGGUCAGCGUCGAGAGGGAAGAGCACGCGUGGGACAAGAUGCCUGUGACGCCCGAGUCGGUGAAGGCGCGCGACGAUGUGUAUCGUGGCAUGUUUGACAAUAUCCGGGCCUCGUGGAGCGGUUGA